GGCGACGCAGCGCACCUACCUACCCUGCCCUACUAGUGCCGCUGACGGAACCCUGUGAGACGGUCGGGUGUGUGUGCAUUUGUGUGUGGUGGUCAGCUUCUGCUACUGUAUAUGUCGGCCUGUGAGAGUGACGCAAGUGAUGACGUGCCUGUCUUCAAUGACGUCAUCGACAUCUAGGAUGCCUAUUCGUCGACAGUGAGGCGUGGUCGCUGAUUGGCCGAGCAUACCAUCAGUGAUGAGGUCGAUGAUUUUGACAUGCAAUAUGAUAUAUAUUGUGAUAUAAAAGAUAUUUGAAGACUACAUAUUUAAAACUGGUUACUAGAACAGUAUAUGUAUUGCAGAACGUGCAGUAAAUAUUGUGUUAGUUCAAACAGAUUGUGGCAACACUGGCAUGGAUAAUAGUUGCCAAGACUCGCCAUUACAGUGAGCGGUGUUGUUCUUGAACAGCAGUGAGAGAGCGAGGAGUUGCCCUCAAGACCUGAUGCAGUGAGCAUACGUCCUUCACACACCGCAGCCUCACUUGUGGCCUCUCGUGUAAAUAAACACACCACUGUGACGCAAUACAGACUCUAGACCGGAACUAAGUGCAGUGAUCCGUGAGUUAUGAGUCUACACGCAUGUAAAUACUAGAAAAAGUUCAUAAUAGAUUUGUUACAAAAAACGAGGAGAGAAAGACGAUAUUAAAAACUGUUUGAGGAGAGGGAGUGUCGGGUGAGGGCGGGCAGCUAGCUGGUGCACCACAGAUAGCGGACACCAGCUGGAGUAUGGUUGAACGCCACUACACCUAAGGAUACCUCGACGCCCCACCCCUACCACACCUCACAUACUUAGCCACGAGGAUGAGUUAGCGUGAGUAGCCGCCAUGGUGCUGAUCAAGGAGUAUCGCAUCCCACUCCCACUCACGGUGGAGGAGUACCGCGUCGCCCAACUCUACAUGAUCGCUAAAAAAUCCAAGCAAGAAAGCCAUGGAGAGGGCAGUGGUGUGGAGAUCCUUGUGAACGAGCCUUACGAGGACGGGCCGGGACCUGAUGGCAAGGGGCAGUACACCCGUAAGGUCUACCAUGUUGGUAGCCAUUUACCAGGAUGGCUGAAGUCUCUCAUUCCUAAAUCGGCAUUGUCAGUGGAAGAAGAAGCCUGGAAUGCAUACCCAUACACCAAGACCCGGUUUACCUGUCCCUUUGUUGAAAAGUUCAGCAUUGAGGUGGAAACUUACUACUUUGAUGAUGCUGGGAAUCAGGAUAAUGUUUUCAACCUUUCAAAAUCAGAAAUGAAGCAGAGAGAAAUAGAUUUGAUUGAUGUAGUGAAGGACCAACUAUAUGGGGCAGACUAUGUUGAAGAUGAAGAUCCUCGCAAGUACAAGUCACAGAAAACUGGAAGAGGCCCUCUAGUGGAUAACUGGAUCUCAGAGUACUGGGAAACAUGCAAGGACCAGCCCACUCCAUUGCCUACUGGGGAAGCAAUCAUGUGUGCAUACAAGCUAUGCAAGGUAGAAUUUCGCUACUGGGGCAUGCAGACAAAGAUAGAAAAGUUUAUUCAUGACAUUGCUUUGAGGAAGACAAUGCUGCGAGCCCACCGACAAGCAUGGGCAUGGAUGGAUGAGUGGUGGGGACUCACUAUUGAUGAUAUUCGUAACAUUGAGAAAGAAACUCAGAAGCUUCUUGCUGAAAAAUAUGGACCAGGAGGAAAUGGAGAAGAAGAAGGUGAAGGAGGUGGUGAUAUUUCUGAAGCUGGGACAGAGGUUCCUCAAAGCCCGAGUUUGUCGUCAGACCGAACUCCUAAUCUAGAACAGUUGAGCAAGUGCAGCUCAUUUAGGACUAGUAAUGAUUUAAGUGAAAAUUCUCAUGUUCUCUGUGAUGAAGAAGAGACGGUGGUAAAGAGUGUUGUAAAUAAUAAUAAUAACAAUAAUAUAGGAGGUGCAGACAAUGGGCGACUUUUGGGUGCUAGUCCCAAGCUUCAGAGAAGAGAACUGAAUGUUAGUAUGGACAGUAUACUGACUGAUGAUGCCAGAAAAAGAGGAUCAUGGUCAAGAAGUGGUUCUAGAAACACAUUAAAUUCUCAAAACCAAGCAAAUUGGAGAAUGGAGAGUAUUAGAAGAGAUUCAGAGUCUUCAGGAAGUGAAGAGGAAUUCUUCGACUGCCAGGGGUCAGCCAUCCCCAUAAUAAAGGCUGUUGUUCAUCGUGCAACAUUUGACAUUUCAACUACUCACAGAGAGGACCUUGAGGAGAAUGCAGCAUUACAUAAAUGGAGCUCCUUGGAGUUGCUACCCCAGGAUGGUGACUCUCAAUCAACACCUGGCCAUUCUGGCAAUGAAGAUAGUAUCUUCUCACAUGCGUUCAUGUCACGAGUGGCCGCUGAACGCCACAGUCGAGUGUUGGGCCGCAGCAUGGAGGCUUCAGCCCCAUCCUCCCCGUCUCACUCCCCGUCCCACCAGCCUGGCCCCUGUUCUACCACGGUCCUGCUUCUGGUAAUUCAUGCUGGAUCCGUCCUUGACCCCACAUCAGAUGUGACAAAUAAGAGAAGUGAUGUUACAACAUUCCGAGGAGCGCUGGAGUCAGUAAUGCGUCAACACUAUCCUCAAAUGGUGGGCCAUGUGGCUAUUCGAAUGGUGUCUGCUCCUGCAGUCUGCUCUGAUGGCCUUAAUAUUUUAUCCAGCCUGAGUCCAUAUGGCCUUGAUUCCUCACCUGUGUGUGGAGAAGUUGCUGGAGGAGACACUAUACCAGUGGGUGCUGUGCCCCUUUUAGCCACCACUGUUCCAGAGUAUGAUGAAGCUGUCACCUGGACUCUUAAUGCAACUAAUGGGGCCUACCAUGAGUUCCUCAGAUCAGAAGAAGGGCAAGGUUUCAAUGGUCAAGUUUAUGUUAUUGGUGACAGUAUUGGUGGUGUCUUGGCAUACGAUGUUCUCUGCCGUGUCCAUGAACAACACAGAUAUGGAAGCAAUAGCAACAUUCCUGAGGGAGAACCGCCUUCCCCGGGUCAGUACUACAAGCAGAAGUCUCCUCCAGGACAAACCCAAUCCUCUUCCCUCUCCCCAACCUCCCCACCUUCACUUUCUCCAGACCAACACAUGACUUCAUCACCCUUGACCUCCCCAUCCCCAACUAUCACUGUAAGUUUUGAAAAUGCUUUAACUAACCCCACGGGAGAGGUGUUCUCCCCGUCUUCAGAUGGAAAGUCUCCACAGUCCCCUCACAGUCCUCAGGCUUCUGGUAAAUUCCCAUCGCCUCAAUCUCCCACCAAUCCCCACACUCCCUUACGCAAGAUAUCUUCUCCUCUUCCCACUCCAAAACAUUUAGGCCAACUUACUAGAAAGUGUUCAGCACCUUGCAGCAUCCCUGGAAGUGGUGCUGGGGGAUGGGGGUGUUGGUCAGCUGGAGGAUGUAGUAGCACUCCCACACCAUCACCACCAGGGGCAUCCUCCACUUACCCAUCUACUUUAUAUCAAUCCCACCAGUACUGCAACCCUCUUCACCGCUCCUAUCAUCAGGGUGUUAGUAAUGCCCUUGAUACCCUCACCCCUGGGCCACUGUAUGAGAAGAGAGUUGAAGAAAGUGGUGAAAAUUCAAAGGUGUAUCGCAAGUCCAUCAGCAGUGAUGGAGCACAGCACUCAGACCUGCCCCACUGUCGCUCAGUCUCAGAUUCUGACUACCAUUAUGCCAGGCAUCUGUCUGCUCCUUUUCCUCGCCGUAGAUCUUCAUCUUCCAGUCCGCAGCGCACGCCUUCACCUUCAAGACACAAUACAAGAGAGGUUGAUCAUACUCAUAGCAAAUUGGACUUUGAAGUGUCAGAUUUCUUUAUGUUUGGAUGUCCACUGGCUCUGGUGCUGGUCUAUAGGAAAAUGAUUAAUACUUCUGAUAAAAACUGUACAAUACAACGACCGGCGUGUCAACAGGUGUAUAACCUUUUCCACCCAACUGAUCCUCUGGCUGUUCGUGUGGAGCCUCUGCUGUCUGCCAGGUUCUCACUUCUCACUCCAGUUACAAUACCUCGCUACACCAAGUACCCAUUAGGAGAUGGCAUUCCUACUCAUUUGUUGGAAUGCAUUCAGUCUAAUGGAGGAGUGUUUAUGGACAUUGGUGGGACGACUGGAUCCCCAUCACUAGCGGGACACAACCGUCGUGUGUCGGAUGCGUCAAUUCUCUCCACUGUAUCAGGGAUGGCAGAUACUGUCCCACUUGCUACAAUAAAUGCCUUGAGUCAGCGGUGGUGGGGGACCAAACGACUAGAUUAUGCAUUAUAUUGCCCAGAGGGUCUCGCAAAUUUCAGAACAAACUCUUUGCCACAUCUCUUCCACGCUUCUUAUUGGGAGUCAUCAGAUGUCAUUGCCUUUAUACUUAGACAGAUAGUACGAACAGAUCACUCAGCUCUUGCAGCAGAUGACAAGGACCUGCCAGUGUUCUCUCCUUUACAGCCACGGGAAAAGUGGAUUAAGAAAAGGACUUCUGUCAAAAUCAAGAAUGUUGCAGCGAAUCACAGAGGUAACGACGUGCUGGUGCGAGAAGGAGCACCGCAAUCUUUGCAAGCUCGAUUUAUGUAUGGUCCUCUGGAUAUGGUAGCUUUAUCUGGUGAAAAAGUUGACCUACACAUCAUGCGUGAUCCCCCAGGUGGUGACUGGCAGCAGAUAUCUACAGAAGUAACUGAUAAAAAUGGUCGCAUUGCCUUUGCUAUCCCACCAGACAAAGCUCUCAGCUGUGGCAUGUAUCCAGUCAAAAUGGUGGUUCGGGGUGACCAUACUAGUGCUACACUUUACCUCACUGUUGUACCACCCAAAACUGAAUGUGUUGUAUUUAGUGUUGAUGGAUCUUACGCGUCAGUUUCUGUUACUGGACGAGAUCCAAAAGUACGAGCUGGAGCUGUGGAUGUUGUUAGGCACUGGCAAGAGUUGGGAUACUUAAUAAUUUAUGUGACUGGUCGGCCAGACAUGCAGCAGCAGAAGGCGGCUCGCUACCAGCAUAACUUCCCUCAUGGGCUUGUAUCCUUUGCUGAUGGGCUCUCAAGAGAGACCCUAGGCAAGGCUGAUUAUUCACGAGGUCUGAUCCAAGAUCAUGCUUUAGUACUGAUGGCAGCUUAUGGUAGUGCAAAAGACAUUACUGUAUAUAGUAGCAUUGGUCUUAAAUCUGAGCAGAUCUACAUUGUUGGGAAAGCUAGUAAAAAACAACAAGCAAAUGCACAGGUUUUGACUGAUGGUGCAGCCCACCUCUCCUCACUCUCUGCUCUAGGAAAGUCACGACCUGCCAGAGGAAGCCCUCAAAUGGUAAUACCUCGUGGCUUCUUUGGGCUCCCAGGUCAAAGUAAUGCACUAAGGAGACGUCGGGAAAAGUUAAUGCUUUAUGAGGGAAAUAAUGUAAUGAAAUUACGCCCCAGCCGCCCACUGGUGGGACUUCUCAAAAGUUCUGCCAAGCGGACUACAUCUUUUCCCGUCCGGGCAGCUUCAGCAAGUGAAGGAUUGAUGAGAUCCCGUGGUUCUUCACACUCCCCACGUCCAAACCAUAUGAGUAUGAGAUGUUAACAGUGACAGCAGGGUAUAAGAGCUAAAGAAAUUAAGAAGAGAUGGCAGAAGACUAUUUUGUGUUUGCAUAUUGUAAGAAAACUUGAUUCAUACAGAUUACUGGUGGAAUAGGUUGUAUAGACAGGCAAACCAUUUUUUUUUAUGAAGAGGAAACUGUAUAUAAGAUGAAAAUGUGAAACAAAGGUGGAAAUUUUUGUAGUAAAUAUAAUAGUGUAUAAGCUGAGGGUUAGUGAGGUAACUGUCUCUUAACACCGGAUAGAAGAGGAAGCUGCUAUACUGUACCUCUCUAGUGUCUUGCCAUUGAUAGUGCACUCACUUUAUAUUGAGUUGAAUAAUAUGCUUAUUGUCAAUGGGUACACUUGCCGGGUAAGUGAAUCACUCUUGAAGCAGAUUGCCAACUGACAUGCUUCAUACAAUAUUUGUAUUUUUACAUUUGUUUACAUUCUUGCUAUCAAAGGGUAACACAGUGUCCGUGAAAAAGUGCAUACAUUUUAAAGGGACGGAUCCAGGAAUAUCAAAAGGAGGGGUCCAAGAAUUUGUGGUUGGGGGAACAUGGCGAGCACUGCAUUAAAUAAAAAGUAUUGGAAUUAUCUGAGGAAAAGGUAGGAUCCAGACCCCUAGGACCCCCACCCUGGAUCCUCCCAUUUUUUAUAAUUAUAUCACAUGAGACUGAUAAGGAGAUAAGUAUGGAAUGCACUGGCUAAUAGUGUUACCUGUGUACUGUAUAUACUUUACUUAAGUGUAUCUCCUUAAUAUGGGCCUUAGUAUUAAGGUUAUUUGGACUGAAUUAUUGUUACAAAGUCGGUUACUCUGAACUCUAACAAUGGUAUUGCAUUUUCAGUAACUAAUUGACCCAGUACCAUAUGUGGAAGAGGUCUUUACACAAAAACACUGGUCACAUAUACAUAUUCCAAUUAUGUCUUACAAGCGAUAUUGUAAACUUUUAGUAACCAUGUUAUAAUGGAAUUUAGCUCAGGUUGUAUUUGUGUUAAGUGUGGGUAUGGUACUCUGCAAUUUGUCAGUUCAACAUUAUACAUAACAUUGUACAUUAUUUUGUAAAUGAGUGUUGCUGUCAUUUUUCUGUGUGGAAUAUAGCUAUUAGUUUGAUCACUGACUCUGUCAUGAGUGUAUUGAAUAGAUAAGAAAGUUAUCAUCUGACCUUUGUUUCCAAAUUGUUUGAUUUUUUUAACAAAUAUAUUUGUGACAUGAAU
This is a messenger RNA of Homarus americanus (American lobster), 6717 nucleotides long. It is a transcript of the gene rdgB, whose product is annotated as protein retinal degeneration B-like. Gene Ontology annotation, cellular component: cytoplasm. Gene Ontology annotation, biological process: phospholipid transport. The record is from RefSeq and is a predicted model, not a curated record. Gene Ontology annotation, molecular function: phosphatidylcholine binding; metal ion binding; phosphatidylcholine intramembrane carrier activity. NCBI's taxonomy places the organism in Eukaryota, Metazoa, Arthropoda, Malacostraca, Decapoda, Nephropidae.